This is a messenger RNA of Geodia barretti, 2762 nucleotides long. NCBI's taxonomy places the organism in Eukaryota, Metazoa, Porifera, Demospongiae, Tetractinellida, Geodiidae. The record is from the annotation of a GenBank genome assembly.
GGGGCGAGGAUUACCAUCCGAAACCAUGGCAUAUCACGACAGUGGGGUAAGUCGUUUGUCUCUAGCUGGCGGGACCCUCUACCUGGCCGGGACCCUCUAGCUCUACACAACCUAACUAGCUAGCUAGCUAUAUUGGCUGUAGAGAGACUGCCAAGCAUGCUUACAUUGCUAUGUGGUUCACGCACAAAGAGGAACGGCUGCUGAGAGAAGGCUACCUCUUGAAGUCACCAGAGUCCUCCAGACACCUCCCUGUCUUGAAGAGGUGGCAGAAAAAGUGGUUCCGGCUGAUGGACAAUGGAGACCUCCAUUACUAUGACUCACCAGACAAGUCUGGCCGGCCGGUGGGGACACUCCACAUCCGGAACUGCAGACGACUGUUUGACCCCAGGUCCAAAGGUCUCCAGUUCCCCUACACUCUGGGCCUAGACCUCUCUGACUCCCUGCACUACAUCAAGGCCGACACUGCUCCCACCUACAAUGCCUGGCUAGAGAUGAUGGCUGGCUUUGCAGUGAGGAACGAUGCCAGCCCCGCCUCCUCACACCCCUCCCCUUCCGGCCAGCGCAGGUACUCUGGGUUCCCGGAGGUCAAAGGUCAUCGGGGAGACGCCAGUGAUACAACAACUUCUAGAACUUUCUCAAUGUCUGCCAAGGUGCAGUCGAGGUCUGCUGAUAAGAGUGGAUGGCUCUAUAAAACAGGACCAAACAAUAAGGGGGGCUGGAAUCACCGAUUCUUUGUCCUGUCCAACGGAAAACUGACCUACUUCAAGACAGAAAAGGCUGAGAAGAGUCAAGGGACCAUUGACCUGAGGGAGUGCAGUGGUGUUAGCCAGGCUAAUCUCAAGAGGGGCUAUGGACUCAUUAUUCAGGUCCCCAACCGAACCUACUACAUAUCAGCUGAGACAGAGUCAGAGCAGCAGGAUUGGGUACUUGCCAUCACCACUGCUCUUUCUCUACUGGAUGAUUCCAAGCAGUUGUCAGUGGCCCCAGCUGAAGCUCUGGUUCGUAGUGGGAGUGGCAGCUCUGGGUCCUCUGUCACCAGCAGAGAUCUCCUCUCCCUCCCAACCUCUGACCCCCAGACCACACCCACCACCCUCAACACUGCCGGGGAGUUUUUGUUGAGUGUGGAAGAAGACACUGUUGGAGGAGGUGGACAGGACAAGAAGCAGGAGAAAGACAGUGUUGUCCAGCUCCUGGAGGCCGAGGUGGAUGCCCUGCGAGGCCAGGUGAGUGGUCUGAGGGAGGAGCUGGUGUCCAGGGGGGCGGUGACGGCCCAGCUCCAUGCUCAGCUGGAGGAGUCGGCCAGGCAGAGGGAGAGAGAGGUCCACAGCAUCACCGUCGACAGAGACAACAUUCACACCAAGUUGUUGGACCUGGAGGCGGCCAAACAGAGUCUGGAGAGUGUCAACGACUCCCUGCGGCUCCAGCUGGACGAGGUGAGGGGGGCGGGGCUGGAGGCGGAGGAACUGAGGGUACGAGGAGAGCUGGAGGAGACUCAGGCUGCCCUCGCCACCGCCGAGGACGACAUCAAGACCUACCAGCAGGAGCUCUCUGACACUCAGCAACUGCUGCAGGAGAUUCAGAGUGUGGCCCUGGACCUCCAGGCAGAGCUCAUCCGGAGAGGAGACUUUGUCCCUCGCCACUUCAUCAAGAACAGGAGUCUGUCCUCUACAGCCAGCGAGCUCCUCUCACCUCUUGACAUCUCCUCCCUCUCUCUUCCCCUCUCCACUCAUCUGGAGUGUGAAGAGAGGCCAGCCACAGUUGCAGGAUUUGUGGGAGAGAUGAGAGGACAAGUAGAGAGCCCCGUGGCAAACACCCCUCCUGGAGGAGAGAGGGAGGAAGGGAAGGGGGGAGGGGCCACACUGCCCGAGGAGAGACUCAAGUGGCAGAUGGAGAUGGAGAACCUGAGGAGGGAGUGUGAGGCGAGGGAGACAGGGGAGAGGGCGAGGUGUGAGGAGGAGGUGGGGAGGUGGAGGGAGAAGGUGGGAGAGCUGGAGGAGAGGUGCAGGGAGAUGAUGGGGGAGGUGGAGAGGGAAAAGAGCAAAGAGCUGGAAAAGACCAAAGAAAGACUGGUAGAGCUGGAGGGAGAGGUGGGUGGAGCUAGAGAGAGGGCAGCCCAGCUCCAGGUGGAGAAGGAGAAAGCUUUGGCUGACCUCAAGAACAUUCGCAAGAUCAACAGGACCAUGGAAAAGAAAUUGAGUGAAAGUGGCAAACAGGACUCUGAGCCCCAGUCUCCCCCAGUCCCUGAUGAGAGGUUGGAGGAGAUAUCCAAACAACUCGACCUGGUCACGCAGGAGAGGGACAAGCUGAAAGCUGAACUGGAGGAGUUGAGGGCUUCCAUAACCAAUGGACUAGCUCUUUCAGGAGGUGAUGAUACGGCGAAGGUGUCUCCUUUCCUGAUGAGAAAGAGCAGAGCUACUGUUGCUGCCAGCAGACACUCUUUUGCAGCUCCAGCAGUGCCUAGUCCUUUGACUAAUGGCCACCCUGAAGAUGUUCCAGUGAAGCCCCAGAGACCAUCAAAGGCUGUGAUAACCGGCAGACUGGCAGCAGUAGCUCCUCCCACUGGCAGUAGACCCAGGUCCAGGACUACCACUCUCUUCCAGAGUCUCCUCCACAGCUAGUAGCUAUUGACUCCUCUCUAAUAAUCACUCCCUGACUUCCGUGUUGUGUGUGUGUGUGUGUGUGUGGAUCAUGAUACAUAGCCAGUGUGUUUUGGAUUUUUAUGCCGGCUCCUAUGAGGUGCCAUGAUUGUUUUUGAUUCCUUG